Messenger RNA from Trematomus bernacchii (emerald rockcod), 731 nucleotides. RefSeq names its product CST complex subunit CTC1-like. The coding region runs from base 219 to 731 and encodes 170 amino acids. The record is from RefSeq and is a predicted model, not a curated record. NCBI's taxonomy places the organism in Eukaryota, Metazoa, Chordata, Actinopteri, Perciformes, Nototheniidae. The transcript is spliced from 4 exons. Gene Ontology annotation, molecular function: single-stranded DNA binding.
UCCAGAAGGAGGGUUUCUCUCCAGAAGGAGUGUUUUAGUACUCGGAGUAUCACCGCAGACUCUUUGUGUAUUUAGCUUCGCGCUCUGAGCCUCGCAGGACUCCGUAGCGGACCCAGAAGUGAGCUGAGCGGGAUCGGUUUGUUUACAUCAGAGCGGCACGUUGUGGUGUUGUUGUUGUUUGUUUGUUGAUGAUUCGGUAAUAAGAGCGGUAGGAUCCGAUGGAGUCCCUGCAGCUGUUCCUGGAUCAGUUCCAGCCCUCCGGAGAGGCCGAGUCUCUGUGGCUGCAGCAGAUGUUCAGCUUCGUCUCAGAUCACCUCUCUGGCCCCGCCCCUCCUGCUGAUGACACCUCACUGACAGGUGUGUACCAGCUGAGUGUGUGUGUGGUGAAGCAGCUCCAGCAGAGUUGUGUCACUCACAGCUUACCUGUCAGCUACAGGCCGGUGUGUGUGUCCGAGCUGCUCUCACGGCAACACCUCUCCUGCUUCAGUCACCUGUCCUGGAGCACCAAUCAGCAUCGAGCGUGGGUCCGGGAGGCGGAGCUCUCAGCGCCGGGUCAGGUGUUGCCGAGGGUCAGCCUGCUGCUGAUUGGCUGUCUGAGAGAGGGGCGGGACGGAGAGUGGAGGCUGACGGACAGCAGCGGCAGCGUGAGGUGUGAGGUGAGUGGUGCCUUCAGGGACCUGUUGAGUGGUGCCUUCAGGGACCUGGUGAGUGGUGCCUUCAGGGACCUGUAG